Messenger RNA from Arabidopsis thaliana (thale cress), 1131 nucleotides. It is a transcript of the gene EXPA12, whose product is annotated as expansin 12. Gene Ontology annotation, biological process: plant-type cell wall organization. NCBI's taxonomy places the organism in Eukaryota, Viridiplantae, Streptophyta, Magnoliopsida, Brassicales, Brassicaceae. Gene Ontology annotation, cellular component: extracellular region; membrane. Bases 96 to 944 code for a protein of 282 amino acids. The transcript has 2 exons. The record is from RefSeq and is marked reviewed.
AUCAAUUGUGAACUCAAAGCUUUCUUUUCUCGACCUCUCUUUCUUUCAUCACGAAAAAUUUAUACUUAUCUCAAAUAAAAUAAAAAUAUAUAUAUAUGGAUAUGAAGGGAACAUACUUAGUAACGGUUAUUCUCUUGGUUAGUACGUUAAGUGUGGGGAUGUGUUCUAACGGUUGGAUAAGAGCUCAUGCAACGUAUUAUGGUGUCAAUGAUAGCCCUGCUUCACUUGGUAAAAAGGCCAUUAAACUAUUGUUUAAUAUACGUUUUUGUUACUUCAAAGUUUGUAUGGUAAAUUUGUUUUUUAGAUACAAUUUUAUAGGAGGAGCUUGUGGGUAUGACAAUCCGUACCACGCCGGAUUCGGAGCACACACGGCGGCGCUAAGCGGUGAGCUAUUCAGAAGCGGUGAGUCAUGCGGUGGGUGCUACCAGGUGAGGUGCGACUUUCCGGCGGAUCCUAAGUGGUGUCUCCGAGGAGCCGCCGUGACGGUGACGGCUACAAACUUUUGCCCAACGAAUAACAAUAAUGGUUGGUGCAAUCUCCCUCGCCAUCACUUUGACAUGUCCUCCCCCGCUUUCUUCCGCAUUGCCCGUCGCGGCAAUGAAGGCAUCGUCCCCGUCUUCUAUCGCCGGGUGGGAUGCAAAAGAAGAGGAGGCGUGAGGUUCACGAUGAGAGGGCAAGGUAACUUCAAUAUGGUAAUGAUCUCAAACGUUGGUGGUGGCGGCUCGGUGAGAUCAGUAGCGGUGAGAGGCUCAAAGGGAAAGACUUGGCUUCAGAUGACCCGUAAUUGGGGUGCCAACUGGCAGAGCUCCGGUGAUCUCCGGGGACAGAGACUCUCCUUCAAAGUUACUCUGACGGACAGCAAAACGCAGACAUUUUUGAACGUUGUCCCUUCUUCUUGGUGGUUUGGCCAAACCUUCUCUUCUCGAGGAAGACAAUUCGUUUAACUACAAAACUAAGUCGUGCUCUGGUCAAAACGCAAUUCUUUGCUUAUUUCUGAACUUGCCCUUGUUUUAAUUGGGCAGUGUUCCUUUGUUUCUCUUUUAUUGCUAAAUAAUUUCAUGCUUAAUUUUAUUUAACGGAACGGUUUCUCAUUUAUGUAUGAAGCAUUACUCGACAAGUUAAAGAGUUUUG